AUUACCAAAGAAGCUUGAAACAGUUGGUGCAUUUCAAAAGCUGCCCAUGGUGAUGCAAUCUUCUGAUAUUCUUUACUCAGCAAUAAAGAAGGCCAAAAGAGUUUCUCCAACUAAGGGCAUUGCCAACAUUGCAAAGCGAGAGAGAAAUAGCGGUGCAAAGCAGCUUGAUGCGCUGAUGAAAGAAUUGGCAGCUCCUUUGAGGACUUACAUGGAGAGUUUUCCAAAGAGACAUACUAUUCAUCCAUAUGAGCGAUCUCUUAUUGAAUUGACUCUUGGAGAUGGAAAUUAUCAUUAUAUUAUAUCAAGAAUUAUUGUUAUAAGGUGUUUAUGUGCUGAGACGAACUUCAAAGAAACUUUUUUGGCAACAGUUUGCAAGAGGUCUAUAUUGAGAUGCAUUUCUUUGGCGCAAUAUUAGACAACAUUGAUAGUUGAAGUUUUUAGAAUAAAAAAUAUAUUUCACUAACUUUGUAUACAUUUCUUGUUUAAUAGUUGGU
Humulus lupulus (European hop) is the source of this 494-nucleotide messenger RNA. RefSeq lists its product as uncharacterized. The record is from RefSeq and is a predicted model, not a curated record. The transcript is spliced from 5 exons. Gene Ontology annotation, biological process: ribosomal large subunit biogenesis. Gene Ontology annotation, molecular function: GTPase activity; RNA binding. Gene Ontology annotation, cellular component: nucleolus. Bases 47 to 415 code for a protein of 122 amino acids. NCBI's taxonomy places the organism in Eukaryota, Viridiplantae, Streptophyta, Magnoliopsida, Rosales, Cannabaceae.